Molecule: messenger RNA, 3736 nt
Organism: Labrus mixtus (cuckoo wrasse)
Lineage: Eukaryota; Metazoa; Chordata; Actinopteri; Labriformes; Labridae
Product: copine-3-like
Exons: 16
Coding region: 138-2021 (627 amino acids)
Biological process (GO): cellular response to calcium ion; ERBB2 signaling pathway
Cellular component (GO): plasma membrane
Molecular function (GO): receptor tyrosine kinase binding; calcium-dependent phospholipid binding
Source: RefSeq, a predicted model, not a curated record
CCCCCCCCUCCUCCGCCCCCUGGUUGCGCCACAGCUGUUCAUGUCAGAUAAUUUAACGUUUUGUUUAGAUGGUGGGCAGCAAGAAGCAGGACAAACUUUACGUUUUUAAAGACAACUGAACAGGACAGAAAGCUGCCAUGGACUCAAAUUGGUCCCCAAUGUCAGGGGCCUCAAGAGGCUCUCCAAUGCAGGGGGCCACAAGAGGGUCCCCAAUAAUAGGGUCUCCAUUGGCAGGAGCUGCAAGGGGGUCCCCUGUAAUAGGGGCCUCGAGUGGGUCCCCGAUGACAGGUGCCUCAUGUUGGAUGCCUAUGUCAGGACCUGCAUGUGGGCCCCCGAUAUCAGGGGCCUCGUGUUGGUCCCCAAUGUCAGGGGCUACAAGUGCGCCCCCAAUGCCAGAGUCCGUAGGUGUUGCCCAAACUCCGGGGGCUUCUCAUUUUGCCACCAAAGUGGAGCUGACGAUCUCAUGUGAGAACCUGAUGGACAUGGACAUCUUCUCCAAGUCGGACCCUCUGUGUGCCGUCUACAUCAACACCUCGGGCUCCCGCUGGUACGAGUUUGGACGCACGGAGAUGAUCCUGAACAACCUCAAUCCAAAGUUUGCCAAGAAGUUUGUCAUGGAAUAUUACUUCGAGAUGGUGCAGAGGCUAAAGUUUUGCGUUUAUGAUAUUGACAAUAAAACUUAUGACCUCAGUGAUGACGACUUUCUUGGGGAGCUUGAAUGCACCCUGGGUCAGAUCGUUUCCAACAGGCAGAUGACUCGACCUUUGUUGCUGGAGGACAAGAGGCCUGCAGGUCAUGGGACCAUCACGAUCCGUGCUGAAGAAAUAACUGACACCAGAGUUGCAAACUUUGAGGUUUCAGCACGCUGCCUUGACAAAAAGUAUCUGUGGUGGUCCGACCCUUUCCUGGAGUUCUUCAAGCAGACAGAAACUGGCUGGCGGCUGGCUCACAGGACAGAGGUGGUCAAAAACAACCUUAGCCCCAUAUGGAGACCCUUCCGCAUCUCCCUGCGAGCUCUCUGUGGAGGAGAUGUGGAGAAACCUGUGAAGGUUGAUUGUUACGACUAUCGUGUAAACGGCUCCCAUGCCCUCAUCGGGACUUUUACAACCACGCUCGCAGAGAUGCAAACAGGAAGUCACGUUUGCCCAACAGAGCUUCAGUGCAUUAAUCAGAAAAAGUUGAAGAAGAGGAACUACAAAAACUCUGGGGUCGUCUGCUUUAAGCGAUGCGAGGUGGUGAAGGAGUUCACCUUCCUCGAUUACAUCAUGGGAGGAUGUCAGAUCAACUUCACUAUCGCCAUCGACUUCACGGGCUCUAAUGGAGACCCUCGAAGCCCUCAGUCUCUCCACUAUAUCAACCCUGAAGGAUAUAACGAGUACCUGACGGCCAUCUGGGCGGUGGGAAAUGUCAUCCAGGACUACGACAGUAACAAAAUGUUUCCUGUUUUCGGGUUUGGAGCCCAGAUCCCAAACUCCUGGAAGGUUUCUCAUGAGUUUCCCAUCAAUUUCAACCCGGCCAAUCCGUUCUGUGCAGGUAUAGAGGGUGUGGUGGACGCCUACCAGAAGUGUUUACCUCAGCUGAAGCUCUGGGGUCCCACAAACUUCUCUCCCAUCAUCAACCACGUGGUGCACUUCGCCCGACAAGCUCUCCGGCAGAACGUGGCCUCACAAUACUUUGUGCUGCUCAUCAUCACAGACGGCGUGAUCACAGACAUGGACCAGACUCGCACCGCUAUCGUCGAGGCAUCCCGACUGCCCAUGUCCAUCAUCAUCGUCGGGGUGGGCGAGGCCGACUUCGACGCCAUGGAGUUCCUCGACAGUGACGACAAGCUGCUCCGUGCUCCAAACGGUGACGUCGCCUCAAGAGACAUCGUCCAGUUUGUGCCCUUCAGGAGCUUCCAGGGAAACAGCGUGGCUCUGGCGCAGAGCGUCCUGGCCGAGCUUCCUGAUCAAGUCUCCUCCUUCUUCAACUCUUUCAAUCUGAAACCCCCGAAUGUUUAUAAUCUUUCUAACCCCUCCUAAAAGAAAAACUUGUAUGUUUCAGUCUGAGUAUCAUGUACGGCAGGCAGAGAAACAAUCAGUGUGAGACCUAAAAUACUAAUUUCAGAAAUAAUAGAAGUUUAUUGCGAUGCCCAGGAGGUGACAUGGAUGAAAGCGUGUAUGUUUUCUAUUUUGUGCACCUGUUUUAUUAUUUACUCGGGCCUCUUAGUAAUUUACACCUUCACAUUCACACACUGAUGGUAGAGGCUAUUGUACACAUUCAUACACCACUGACAAAGCAGCGGGAGCAACUUGGGGUUAAGUGUCUUGCCCAAGGAAGCAUCGGACGUGUUGCUGCAGGAGCUGGGGAUCGAACCCCCGACUGUCCAGCUGAGAGUCAACCAACUCUACCACUGAGGCACAGCCGCCCCUCCCCAUGUCUCCCCAUCUGCUCUCACACUUCUUGUGUGAGCAUCGCGGUGCGGCUGUUCCCUUUUUGUUUGUCCCAGUAUUUAAUUAUUUAUUUCAAUAAAUCUAAUCUUAAUUUUGCAUACAUCUCGUCUCGCCUCGCCAAUUUAUGUUGCAGCCCAAGAGCCGGACUUAUAAAGACCACAUUCCCACGGUGACUAAAAUCUAAAAUGUAUUUAUUUACUUAAAGAUGUACGAGCGAGUUGCUCAAACGCGUGCGCAAUCUAUGAAACGGGUGCGAGAAACAGAAAGCGCACGUACCUUUAAAAAAAUAACAACAUGGGGCAUCUUGGCUUAGUGGUUAGUGUGCAAGCCCCGUGUGUGGAGGCUGUAGUCCUCCAAGCAGGCGGCAUGGGUUCGAAUCCGACCUGUGGCUCCAUUCCUGCGUGGCGCUCCCUGAUUUCUGACUCCAUCCACUGUCCUGUCUCUGCAAUGAAGGCACAAGAAGCCCCAAAAUAAAUCUUUAAAAAAUAACAACAACAACAACAUGUCAUCACCUCUUGGUCUCCAUGGAAGAAAAACAACCUUCAACGCUGUUACGGCUUUUACGUGACAACCCGGAGCUGAGAUGAGCUCUCAUUGAGAUGUUUUAUAUUUUCAAGGGUCCUGCUUUGAGUUGCUUGCUACCCGCCAACGGUUUGGCUGCGAUGUUGUUGAGUGUCUGUGGCUAUGAUUGUAACCCUCCUGGUAACGUCAGUAAACACUGACAGAAAAAAAAAUAUGAUUGAAAGUAUAAAUGUUUGAGAUGUAUCUUGAUUUAAAGAGCAUGAUGUUGAAUGUUGGAUUAAAAAUCACUCAAUAAAUAAAGAUAUACUUAUUAAUCAGAUGACUAACCACAAAAUAAACCUGUAAUUAUUUUAAUUUGUGCGUAAAAUAAACAUUAUAUGAUGACGUGUAAAGUGCAUGAUGACACCAUGAAUGUUUUAUUAAAGUCAUUACUUUUCUUAAUAUUUAUUUGAAGUGAGCUCUUAAUGUCUGUGCUAUAUGUGUCAGUUUGUCCAGAGCGGUGAGCAUUUUGCUCUUCAAGCUUGAGCUUUGCCUUGAUUUUUUUAAACUCUCGACUGGCUCACAGGGAAUAUUUGUAAGCAUGAAUAAAAUGUUUAAUUUGAUUUACAGCUGACAAGUGAUGUACAAUCAUCUGCUGCUAUACGCUGGGGGAAAAAGGGAUUAUUUGUGUAAAAUAUCCGUUGAUCUAUCCGAGCUGUUUUUCUACAUUUACAAAUUAAUAUAUAUUAAAAACUUAUUAUAUGUGCUAAUUUAUGCAUCUGUCAAUAAAACCAUUGAAUCAA